GCCGCCGGUACCGGGGGGGGGCCGGGCCCCGUCCCGCGAUGUCGGAGCUGAUCCUCAACGUGCACGCGGCGCCCCCGGCGCGGCCCCGCGCGGCCCCGCGCGGCAACCGGAAGCACCGGCGCUUCCUGCGGCGGCGGCGCGCGGAGCGGCGGCGGGGCCCGAGCCGCGAACCGGAGCCCGCCCGCGCCUCGCCCAGCUCCGACCCCGGCGGGAGCGGCUCCCCGGAGCCCGCAGCGCCCCCCGGCGGCGCGGCGGAGGCGGCGGUGGUGGCCAUCGACUGCGAGAUGGUGGGCACGGGGCCCGGCGGGCGGCACAGCGCCCUGGCCCGCUGCAGCAUCGUGGGCUACGGCGGGGCCGUGCUCUACGACCGCUACGUGCGGCCCGCGGCGCCCGUCGUGGACUUCCGCACCCGCUGGAGCGGGAUCCGCCGGCACCACAUGGCCCGCGCCGUCCCGUUCGUGGCGGCCAGGAAAGAGAUCCUGCGCAUCCUCGCCGGGAAGCUCGUCGUGGGCCACGCCAUCUACAACGACUUCAAGGCGCUCAAGUACUUCCACCCGCAGGCCCUCACCCGGGACACGUCCAAGAUGCCGUUGUUGAACCGGAAAGGCGGCUUCCCGGAGAACGCCACCGUGUCCCUGAAGCGCCUGGCCAAGGAGCUGCUGCACAAGGACAUCCAGGUCGGGAAGAGCGGCCACUCCUCGGUGGAGGACGCCCGGACCACCAUGGAGCUCUACAAGGUGGUGGAGGUGGAAUGGGAGCAACACCUCCUGCUGACCCCCAAGCAGGAGUGAGCCCCCCCCGCCCCCCAGGUCCAUCCUGCACCCCAAGAGGGGUCCUGGUGCCAUUCCAUCCAUCCCUAUGGACAACGGGUGGGAGCAUGGAGCCGGGCACCGGCGUCCCUGUGCCCUGACGUGCCUUCUCAUGCCACUCAUGGUGUGACAUCCUCCAUCCGCCCCAGCGAUGUGGGGCAGAGCUGGGGCCAGACUGUGCCCCCCGCAGGUGCUGGUAACACUGUCUGGGUGCCUCCGAGGGGGCUCUCCCUGCUCCACAGCCCCAUUCCGUGUGGGAAUCGGGCCCAGGGCAGGCUCCUUCCCAUCUUGCACAACUACCUCUGCCAGGGGCAGGAAGCGCCCAAGGGUUCCGGGAGCUUUGGGUUCCAUCUUCCUCAUUGCACAAGGACCAGGACGAGCCUGGGCACGGGGGACCGGUGCCACCAGUGCCACCAGUGCCACCAGCACGUCCUUGGUGCUGCCUUCCGGUGUGGGGCUGCCCCCGGGGUGGGGGCUGGUUG
Messenger RNA from Pezoporus occidentalis (night parrot), 1291 nucleotides. It is a transcript of the gene ISG20L2, whose product is annotated as interferon stimulated exonuclease gene 20 like 2. Gene Ontology annotation, cellular component: nucleus. The record is from RefSeq and is a predicted model, not a curated record. Lineage: Eukaryota; Metazoa; Chordata; Aves; Psittaciformes; Psittacidae. The transcript is spliced from 3 exons. Gene Ontology annotation, molecular function: 3'-5'-RNA exonuclease activity; nucleic acid binding. Bases 39 to 791 code for a protein of 250 amino acids.